This is a messenger RNA of Trypanosoma grayi, 1875 nucleotides long. RefSeq names its product putative acyl-CoA dehydrogenase. The transcript has a single exon. Bases 1 to 1875 code for a protein of 624 amino acids. Lineage: Eukaryota; Euglenozoa; Kinetoplastea; Trypanosomatida; Trypanosomatidae. Gene Ontology annotation, molecular function: oxidoreductase activity, acting on the CH-CH group of donors; flavin adenine dinucleotide binding. The record is from RefSeq and is a predicted model, not a curated record.
AUGAUCCGCCGGUGCGCAUUCGCUACUGUAGUGCCAACAGCUGGAGCACUGUGCCUUGCUGCGUCCCGGCGUGGCCUGCACUACGCACCGCGUCCGCGGGACAUACAGUUCCUCAUGGAAGACGUCUUCGACAUGUACCCACACUAUGCAAAGAUGGGGCGGGGGGACGUCAACAAGGAGCUCUUUGACGCUCUGCUCGACGAGAGCGCUAAACUGGCCACGCAGACGCUCUUUCCACUCUACACCACUUCCGACGAUGAGGGCUGUCACCUGCUUCCGGAUGGCAGCGUGAAGACGCCAAAAGGGUUCAAGGAGGCGUACAACGCCUUCAAGGACGGCGGCUGGGUCGGCAUCUCGCACCCCGAGGAGUUCGGCGGGCAGGGGCUGCCGGCCUCUGUUGGCUUCAUCCUGCGGGAGUUGAUGGCCACGGCGAACUGGCCGCUGUCGAUGUACCCCGGCCUCAGCAUGGGCGCCGCCAACACGUUGCUGGCGUGGGGAAACAAGGAACAGAAGGAGCUUUACCUUACCAAGCUCGUGACGGGGGAGUGGAGUGGCACAAUGUGUCUCACGGAGCCCCAGUGUGGGACGGACCUGGCGCAGGUGAAGACCAAGGCAGAGCCCUGCGGUGAUGGCACCUACAAGCUGAAGGGAACAAAGAUAUUCAUCUCCGCAGGCGACCAUGACAUGGUGCCCAAUGUUGUGCAUAUUGUCUUGGCGCGACUCCCCGACUCGGCGCCGACGACGAAGGGGAUCUCCCUCUUCCUUGUGCCGCGGCACGUAGUGAAGGCAGACGGCUCGCUGGAGCCUGCAAAAAAUGUGAAAUGUGUGGGCCUUGAGUCCAAGAUGGGAAUCAAAGGAAGUGCCACAUGCCAGCUGAGUUUUGAAGACUCUGUGGGAUACCUGAUUGGGGAGCCUAAUGCUGGGUUAAAGCAGAUGUUUACCUUUAUGAAUGCUGCUCGCGUCGGAACGGCGAUGGAGGGCAUCUGCCAUGCAGAACUUGCGUUCCAGAACGCCCUGCGGUACGCUCGUGAGCGGGGAUCGCAGCGUUCUCUCAGCGGCACCAAGUGCCCUGACAAGCCGAAUGAUUCUCUCGUGUGGCAUCCGAACGUACGCCUGAAUAUUCUUUUCGCAAAGGCUGUUGCAGAGGGUGGCCGCGCUUUCUUGAUGGAUGUGGGUCGCAUGCUCGACCUGCAGGACAGCGCGAAGGACGCGGAGGCAAAGAAAAGGUUGGAUCACGAGAUCGGCUUCUACACUCCUAUUGCGAAAGCGUGCCUAACGGAGUGGGGUGUGGAGGCGGCGUCGCGCUGCCUGCAGGUGUGGGGUGGUCACGGCUACAUCAAGGGCAACGGUAUGGAGCAGAUCCUCCGCGACGCGCGCAUUUCGACACUGUACGAAGGCACGACGGGUAUUCAAUCGCUUGACUUCAUUGGCCGAAAGGUCCUGCGGUCCAAGACGGACGAGGUGUCACGCUUUGGCACCAAGGUGAAUGCCUUCGUGCGGCCGUACUUCUUCAGCCGCGGCGCCAUUGGAAAACACGCCCGGCGCCUGUGGGUUCUGCAGAAGCAGUGGCGUGUGGGGCUCACAAAGUUAAAAAUGGCGGCGAUCAACGAUGUCGACACCGUCGGCGCCGCGUCAGAGGACCUGCUCAUGUACACCGGUUACAUGGUGCUCGGCUACUACUGGCUGCGCAUGGCCAUCGCCGCGCAGAAGCGUAUCGACGCUGGCAAGGACACCGACGGCUUCUACCAGUGCAAGUUGGACCUCUGCGACUACGUGUUCGAGUCCAUUAUCCCACGUGCGGAUGCGCACUUCCAAAUGAUGCAGAGGGGUUCGGAAAUCAUGAAGAGCAAGGAGACGACGUGGGACAUCUGCUAA